UGCUCGCGAAGUUCACCUCCACAUUUCAUCAGAGACCAACUUUCAUCAGGUUCAGAAACCUGGAGUGACACUUCUUUUCCUCUGUCAGAUGCAAACAGUUUACAAAGGAAUCAUGCCAAAGCCUCUUUCUAUUAUCCUUAUAGGUGCAUGUCUAUUUGUCUGUGUAAACGCUCAGAACUCAAACAGGGUGGUGUUAUCUAAAGACUACGGGGUGAAGCUGUGCGGAAGAGAGUUCAUCCGAGCUGUAAUCUUCACCUGUGGCGGGUCCCGUUGGAAAAGGGAUCUGGAUUUUCUUCUGAGCAGAGAAAGUGAUCCUUUUGAGUGGGGCUCCCUCACUGCUGUGUCGGAACCAGCUGGAAUGCUCCCCAGACCUCCAUCCUCAGACCUGAGGAGAGCUGCUGAACCAGCCGUGCCUCCUUUCUCCGUGUCUUUAUUCUCCCUGGUAGACUUGCUAAAGAUGGGGACUGACCAGACGCAGGCAGGUGCUGAGUCCAAUGAGCAGCAACUCAGAGCAAGUUUAAGCAGCCAGCUGGGCGGGGUGGCGUCUCCUCUAGGCUUCAGCCAGGACACAAACACCCCCUGGCUCCACUACGACAGAAGAAAGAGGAACUUCUCCCAUGGCCUGGCAGGCAUAUGUUGUAACGAGGGUUGUACAAAAAACGAUAUUGGACGGCUCUGCUGAGAAUGUGAACAGAACCGAGAGGCAUGGAUGUGUUGAGAUGGAGCGAGCUGAGAGUGGAAGAGUAGAACCAGGGUGGGAGGGCGUGUUCUCUUAAAACAUCACAGGAAAUCAAGCUGCUCUUUUCUCAACCAGUGCAGAAUCUCUGAGUUGUUCUGAAGUAUAUAUGUAGGGCCUUGCUGGGUUCAGAAUUGGGACCCAAUUGCCUUGAUAUAUGGAGAAGGACUCAAAUUAGUUAGGUAAAUUAGAAAUACCAAUUUACGUUUUUCAUUAUUUAUGUUUGUAAUGCACUGUAAACCAAUAAACUGAAUUAAAGAGACUAUAAUGUGUAAGAAUAUAAGGUUCAAUGAAUAAAACAAGUGUAAAACACGAAUAACAAGUGUAAAACAGUAAAAAAAAUACAAUAAA
Molecule: messenger RNA, 1087 nt
Organism: Clupea harengus (Atlantic herring)
Lineage: Eukaryota; Metazoa; Chordata; Actinopteri; Clupeiformes; Clupeidae
Gene: rln1
Product: relaxin 1
Cellular component (GO): extracellular region
Molecular function (GO): hormone activity; G protein-coupled receptor binding
Source: RefSeq, a predicted model, not a curated record